GGCAGCGGGGCCAGCCGGGCCCGGCGCUGGAGCGGAGGGUCCCGACCCCCGCCCCGCUCCGGUGCCGCUCCCGGUGCCGGUUCCCGCAGCCCCGUUCCUGCCGUGUCCCCCGCAGGUCGCUCCCCAGGACUACCGGAACGUUCCCAUCGACAUCCAGACCAGCAAGCUGAUGGACUGGCUGCAGGACCGGCGGCACUGCGGGUGCCGCUGGCCCGCGCAGGUGGCGCAGGUGCGGGAGCGGAUCCGCGCGGCGCUGCAGGACAUGCCCGAGCACCCCGAGAUCCGAGCGCUGCUCCAGGGCUCCUACCUGCACUACUUCCACUGCCUGCGCAUCGUGGAGAUCCUCAAGGGCACCGAGGCCUCCACCAAGAACCUCUUCGGCCGCUACUCGUCCCAGAGGAUGAAGGACUGGCAGGAGAUCGUGUCCCUCUAUGAGAAGGACAACGCCUACCUGG
Lonchura striata (white-rumped munia) is the source of this 455-nucleotide messenger RNA. NCBI's taxonomy places the organism in Eukaryota, Metazoa, Chordata, Aves, Passeriformes, Estrildidae. The record is from RefSeq and is a predicted model, not a curated record.